Mesorhabditis belari is the source of this 852-nucleotide messenger RNA. Lineage: Eukaryota; Metazoa; Nematoda; Chromadorea; Rhabditida; Rhabditidae. The record is from the annotation of a GenBank genome assembly.
AUGAAAAGAGAGGAUAUUUGUUCGCUUCCACCAGUGGUUGGAUCAUGCAGAGCCCUCUUUUCUCGUUACUAUUACAAUCCAACAAGCGGUCAAUGUGAAACAUUCUCUUAUGGAGGAUGUGAUGGAAAUGGGAACAAUUUCAAGAGGCCGACCGAAUGUGAAGAUGCCUGUGUUAAGAAAACCGCUGCUGAUUGUGCAUUGCCACGAGAAGUCGGAUCAUGCAGAGCUCUCCUAUCUCGUUUCUUUUACAAUUCCGAGACAAAGAAAGGACGAGCUGAAAUCCAUCGUCAACUCUUUGCUUUGGCCGGUGUCCCCUAUGUUGAUAAACGGAUCAAGCCCGAAGAUUGGCCAACAUUGAAGCCAACAACCCCAUUCGGCCAGCUUCCUUUGUUGGAAGUCGAUGGAAAACCCAUUCCCCAAUCAAUGGCAAUCGCUCGUUUUUUGGCUAAGCGAUUCGGUUUUGCUGGUGCCAACGAUCUUGAGGAGGCUCAAAUCGAUGCUCUCGUCGAUUUGUUGAAUGACUAUAUGACUGAGCAAAAGCACUUCUUUGGGGUGCUUGUCGGACGAGUGCCUGGAGAUAAGGCAGCCGCCACCAAAGAGCUCUUUGAACCAGCCAGAGACAAGUACUUUCCACUUGUCAUCGAGAAAUACCUGAAGAAGAGCAAGAGCGGAUUUCUGGUUGGCUCAAAAGUCUCAUGGGUUGACUUGCAUCUCGCCGGCCACAUCACCACCUAUCAACAGCUCAUCCCGGGAGCUUUUGACAAGUAUCCAGAGGUGAUUGCCCAUCGAGACCGAGUCGAGGCUCUGCCUGCAAUCAAAGAAUGGAUCGCUAAACGGCCAAAGAGCAGCUAC